AAGAAGAGACACAAAACAGCGUGUUCCCUACCCGCCCCCCACCAUGUGCAGGAGGCAGGAAAAGAGCUCCCACCAGGCCUGGCCCUUAUCUUGGGCCUCCGGCCUCCGGAACUAUGAGACGUAAAUGCGUGUGGUUUGAGCCAGGGCCCCCAUUCUUAAAGGAAAUGAUUUUUCUGACACUGGAUCAAAUGGGAAGAAAGGUUUCUUGUUUUUAAUAUUCAGUAAUCUCUAUGCCGAACAUGGGGCUUGAACUCCCACUCGCCAGACCCCAAGAUCAAGAGUCACUCUACCGACUGAGCCAGCCAGACGCCCUGCGCCUUCCAGCAGGAGGCACCCCCCCCAACCCCCACUGGGGCCAAUCCUGAGGAAACAACGUCUCACGAACCAGGGACAUUCUAUAAAAUGUCUGGCCUGCACACUUCAAAGACACCCACGUCUCAGUCCAACAAAUGGCUCUAGGGCACGGCCACUGGGUGCGGCGAGGUCCGGGAUUUUGCUGUGACAGGCAAACUGAGUGAGGUCUGUUGAUUAGGUCAUGGAUUUGUAUCAAUGAGCCCUGUGGCCGGGGACGGCCAAAUCAUUGCUGGAUGAAGCGAACCCGCAAGGCGCUGGGCAGAGAGCCACUGAUGGGUCCACAUCUGUCCACACCUGGCUCCGGCCUGGGCGAAUGUGGCCAGCCGCUGGGCACUGGGCUGCAUCGGGCCACCUGCACUGGGGGAAAUGGACCCAGCUGGGGCUGCCUCUGCCUUUGCUGAUAACCAGCCUGGUUCUGCGUGCCCUGGAGGAAAAGGUCAGCAAGGGAACGCCCCGAAACUCUGGAUUUACACCUCCAUAUCCCAGCAUGCCUUCCGAGACACCCCAAGCAGAAACGGGGUCCGCAGGGUGCCCCCACCUCUCAGGGGCACACCUAGGGAAAGGGAGCCUGGAGAAGGGACCUCCGGGGGACAAGGAAGCCAAGGAGCGCCUGUGGAUCCGUCCCGAUGCCCCAAGCAAGUGUUCCUGGCAGCUGGGCAGGCCGGUCACUGACUCCCCUCAUCACCACACUGUCUUGACCAAAUCCCCCCAAAUCUUGCCAGACAUCCUGAAGAAAAUCGGGGACACCCCCAUGGUGAGAAUCAAUAAGAUCGGAAAGAAAUUUGGCCUCAAGUGCGAGCUCUUGGCCAAGUGUGAGUUCUUCAACGCCGGUGGGAGCGUGAAGGACCGUAUCAGCCUGCGCAUGAUUGAGGACGCCGAGCGGGCCGGGACCCUGAAGCCCGGGGACACCAUCAUUGAGCCGACGUCCGGGAACACAGGGAUCGGGCUGGCCCUGGCUGCCGCCGUGAAGGGUUACCGCUGCGUCAUCGUGAUGCCGGAGAAGAUGAGCACGGAGAAGGUGGAUGUGUUGCGGGCCCUGGGGGCCGAGAUUGUGAGGACGCCCACCACGGCCAGAUUUGACUCCCCGGAGUCCCACGUGGGGGUGGCCUGGAGGCUACGGAACGAGAUCCCCAAUUCUCACAUCCUGGACCAGUACCGCAACGCCAGCAACCCCCUUGCUCACUACGACACCACCGCCGAGGAGAUCCUGCAGCAGUGUGACGGGAAGUUGGACAUGCUGGUGGCUUCGGCGGGCACGGGUGGCACCAUCACGGGCGUCGCCAGGAAGCUGAAGGAGAAAUGCCCAGGGUGCAAAAUCAUCGGGGUGGAUCCCGAGGGUUCCAUCCUCGCAGAGCCCGAGGAGCUGAACCAGUCGGAGCAGACGGUCUACGAGGUGGAAGGGAUCGGCUACGACUUCAUCCCCACGGUGCUGGACCGGACGGUGGUGGACAAGUGGUUCAAGAGCAACGAUGAGGAGGCCUUUGCCUUCGCCCGGAUGCUGAUUGCACAGGAGGGGCUGCUGUGCGGUGGCAGUGCCGGCAGCGCCAUGUCGGUGGCCGUGAAGGCUGCCCAGGAGCUGCAGGAGGGCCAGCGCUGCGUGGUGAUUCUGCCGGACUCGGUGCGCAACUACAUGUCCAAAUUCCUGAGUGACAAAUGGAUGAUGCAGAAGGGCUUCCUGAAGGAGGAGGACUUCACCGUGACAAAGCCGUGGUGGUGGCACCUGCGAGUUCAGGAGCUGAGCCUGUCGGCCCCGCUGACGGUGCUGCCCACGGUCACCUGCGAGCACACCAUCGAGAUCCUCCGCGAGAAGGGCUUCGACCAGGUGCCCGUGGUCGACGAAUCAGGGGUGAUCCUGGGGAUGGUGACCCUGGGGAACAUGCUGUCGUCCCUGCUCGCCGGGAAGGUUCAGCCGUCAGACCAAGUUCGAAAAGUCCUCUAUAAGCAGUUCAAACAGAUCCGGCUGACGGACCCGCUGGGCAAGCUGUCGCACAUCCUGGAAACGGACCACUUCGCCCUGGUGGUCCACGAGCAGAUCCAGUCGCGGGACCUGGCCUUGACGGGCGUGGUGGGGGGGCCCUCAAACCACAGCAACGGCAGGUCCAGUCAGAGGCAGACGGUGUUCGGGGUCGUCACUGCCAUCGACUUGCUGAACUUCGUGGCCGCUCGGGAGCGCGACCGGAAGACCAAGUCAGGAAGCACCUCGGAGCCCAGACCUGCGGGGGCCACGGUACAGCUCUGACCGCGCCCACGCCUCGCCUCGCCUCGCUGGGGUCCGUGCUCUACCUUUUGUAAACACAGAACCCACACGCGUGAUUUGUAACUGCCUGACGCUGGGCGUUGUCGUCAGGAGCGGGUAGCAAGCAGCGGGUGUAGGAUGCGUAGCCCGGGGCCAGCGUGGACGCUAGCUUCCCUUUUAUUAACACCUGGCCGCCUCGGUGAAUCCGCUUACGGUU
Felis catus (domestic cat) is the source of this 2807-nucleotide messenger RNA. It is a transcript of the gene CBS, whose product is annotated as cystathionine beta-synthase. The transcript has 20 exons. NCBI's taxonomy places the organism in Eukaryota, Metazoa, Chordata, Mammalia, Carnivora, Felidae. Gene Ontology annotation, cellular component: cytoplasm. Gene Ontology annotation, molecular function: cystathionine beta-synthase activity; cysteine synthase activity. The record is from RefSeq and is a predicted model, not a curated record. Bases 668 to 2593 code for a protein of 641 amino acids.